This is a messenger RNA of Symbiodinium sp. CCMP2456, 5688 nucleotides long. The record is from the annotation of a GenBank genome assembly. Lineage: Eukaryota; Dinophyceae; Suessiales; Symbiodiniaceae.
AUGGCGCGUCGUCUAUUGGGCAUGCCCCGACUGGGAAACAUGAUCUCUUCUCUACUUGAUGACUCGAAGCUGGCCAAAGUACACCCCAUUCUGCAAGGCCUUUUGAGCAGGACAGAACUCAAGACGCUAACGGUCGCAGAAAUCAUUGCGGAGGCUCAGAAUGCAGCAGACCUCCUUGGCUUUUCUGCCACAAAUUGCAUGACAAAUGGUUACACCCAAGAAUCUCAGGCUUUGAGGCUCGCUGCCGGGGCUGCUCUGGAGGAUUUGGUAGAUUUGGGCCUGGGUGAGCCACUUGAUGGGCCACAGGGCUCCUCCGGAGCUAUGGCUGAACGAAUUAUUGAAGCCAUGGACCAACUGAUCAUCCGCCUUUUGGAGUACUCGCCUUCCCCGGACCCGGCAAGAGCAUGGCAGUGUGCCCAACGUGGUAUCGUGCUGGCUCGCCGGAGCAAUCUUCUCCAAGCUGCACGCCGAUUUUCAGCCGCGGCUGAACUGAUCCUCUUGCAGUAUCCGUCUGUCGCUAAUCAGAGCCACGCCCCGGGCAAGAGGAGGCGCCUCGGAAAGCAGUGGCUCGAGCCGUGCACGGAGACCGACACUCGACUUGAGAAUGUCAUGCAGGAGCAGCUGAUGCAUGCCGCAUCCGAUGUAGCUUUGACCUUCAAGGCCGUGGAUCGCUUGAGCUUUCUGUCUGAUGAUGCUUUCAAAAGAUAUUCCAUCUUGCGGCAGCCAGUAGUGGCCACGUGCGCGGCAGAUACACUGCCUGCCCUCCAUCUCCAGCAGCUCGUAGAGAUGUGUGAAGAGCGUCAGUUGCAGCUGAUGGAGUAUGACCCAGCAUGUGAAGCGUGGGCCAAGAUGACACAAGUGGAAAAAGAUGAACGAACCGCAGGAACGGGAAACCAAAGCCUGAGAAGUGUCGUGCAAGGCUGGGCAACGGGCAAGCAUCACGUUCUUUUUGAUCAUCCACUCGAAACUGCCUGCCCGGAGUUGGCUUCACGAAUACGCUGGCCAACCUUCCUUGAGUCUUGCGACCUGGUCGGGAAGUCACCCUUCGCAGGCAUGCAGGGUCAGGACCCCUUCUGGGAUCACCCAAGCUUGUUCGUCCAGCCGACGGGUUCCCAGUGCGGCGCGCAUGUGGACGGAGCCGAAAGCCAGUUCAUCCAACUUGUGCUCGCGGGGCGGAAGCGCUGGUCCUUCUGGCCGCUUCAACUCAGUGACCAGUUCAAAGUGCUGAAGCGGCAGGACAAGCUGCAACUGGAAGUAUGGUCAGGCUCAGAGCAAUUUCGGCAUCAGAUCCGCCAUGAUCAGAUUUUUCCUGAACAAAUGCCUGACGUCUGGCGUGUGGAUGUGGAGGUGCAGGCAGGUGAGAUGAUCGUUGUUCCGGGCGGUGUGCCUCACAUGGUUACAAAUCUGCAGGACUGCAUCGCUGUGUCGCGAAACUUCGUGGAUGUCCACCACGUUCACAGGUGUGCAGAUGCCUUGCGAUGGCCACUGCCAUAUCAUGACCUUGCCGACUUCUUGGAGCAACAGAAUGCCAAGACGAUGGUUGACACGACGUCCUUUGCAGAGCAGAGCGUCCACUUCAACCAGCCCGCCUUUGACACCACAACGAUGAAGGUUGUUUUGGCAUACCACCGGCAGCCAAUGAUGCCUUCUGCCAUGCCGCACCGGAGCUCCCUGAGAGACGGGAGCCAGGCCGAUGCUCUGCAGGGCCAUGACCUGCAAAGCAUGCAGAUGCAGAGCAUCUCGGAGUCGGAGGUGAUGACUGCCGGGCCGGCGCUCGAGGCUUUGAUGCAGCUCUGCCACGAGGGCGCUUCCCUGAUGGCCCUACGGACCGCGAGCCGAAGCUUCUGCGGCGCAGCAGAGCGGGUGGGGCGCACAGGGAAUUUGCCAAGAUGGCCACUGGUUCUAAUGAUCACUGUGGACGAGUUCGUCAGCAAGCACCGACCUUCCGAGCCCGAGUUUGUGAUCGAGUUCGAACGUGGUGAGACGGCAAGCUGCACUUACACAAUCCACAGAUGCACGCAGGAGGAUCAAUCGCAGAAGGAGCGAGUCCAAGUGCCUCAUGCACAGGUCGUCGAAUUCAUUCGCAAGCUGGGACGGUUACGCCAUGGUCUUGGCAUGGAAAACCGGCUCUGGGCGCUCCCAAAGCUGCAGCGCAGAGCGACGCUCAACCUGAACAUGACGCCCGAGGAAUAUGCCUGGAGUAGCAUGCAGGUUGCAAUGCAGUGCGAUCCUCGAGCUUCAAAGCGGCUGGUCGUACUGGAUGCACAGAAGAAGGUGAUGCUGAAGCACACCUUCUUGGAUCCAGAUUAUGUUUUGCCUCAGCCUGGCCGAGGAGUCUUCCGCAAGAUCGACAGCAAAGGGAUUCACUGCGACCGUGUGCACAGAUGUUUGCUGCGGCAAAUCCGCGACCUCUGUGGGAACCCGAAUGCCAUCGUCGACAGCUGCAGCUUUGCCUUGAACCCUCCCUGCCUUGGGCUGCCUUUGGCCUGCGGCGGGUUCGAGCGCAAUAUUUUCGACGUGGGCUGCUGCCUGAAAUUCACAGCGGCGCUCUGCAACUUCUGCAUCGCGGCCAGGUGCCACUUGAACCCCAAGCUCGCAAAGGCCAAAUUGGCAGCUGCACAGAUUGCCGGGGAGGAGAUCCCCCAAGAGCUAAUCGACGCAGCCAACGAGAAGCCGAAAGAGGAGGAGGAGCCGAUUGUGUGGGAGGGCCGCGGCGAGCGAUCCUGCCCACUUGCCGCGAGGGAGGCUCCCAAGGAGCCGGAAAAGCGCCCACGUGAUCAUGACAGGGGUCAGAGUGAGCGUGAGAGGAAGCCUCGAAGGCGGCGCUCAGGAAUGGACAGUCGCGAGCGACACCACGCUUCGCGAAGCCGCUCCCGCAGGCCGAGGCAUCGCAGAAGAAGAAAGCCUGACCCGGACAAAGCGAAGCCGGACAAGGCGACAUCGGACAAGGCGACUCCGGACAAGGCCGAGAAAUCAGCCAAGGCGGAUGCCCGAAAGUUAGCAGCCCAGAAGGCGCUGGCAGCGAUGCAGGAGGAGAUGGCCCCAAAGCCGGCCGGAGAAAGGGAGGCGGAGGACGAGGUGGAGGCGGUUCCAAACACCGAGCUGUUCGUUUUGGGCUCCUCCGAGUCUUAUUCGUACGAGGACGAGGAGGAGGCGACGGCAACGAAGGAGAAGGAGGAGAAGGUGAUGGACGAAACCGCAAAGGCCGCCCUGGAAGCCGCGCAGGCUGCAGAGGAGGAAGCCAAGCGGCAAGCUGAAGCUGCGCUGAAAGCGGAGGAAGAGCGCAAAGCCCUCGAAGCGCAGAAAGAGGCAGAGGCAGAGGAGGCUCGGCAAGCAGCUCUCCGAGAGCAAGAGAAGAAGGCAAAAGAGGAGGAGGUCUCCUUGGUUCGAAGCUCGUCCCAGGCAGCAUCAGACCAUAGUGGUGCGUGCCUCACAGAGCUGAAAACUGGCCUUUUUGCGCUUCGGAACGUCCCGCUUGGAAAUGUUUGGAAGUUUCAAGCCAACGUGACGCGACCAUGGCUUUACUGCUUUGUUAUCUCUGAUUUCAGGUGCUGGAGCCUCUCGUUCCUCACGAGGUCCACGGCUGCAGCGGCGCUGCACAAGGCGCCUGUGAGCGUGGAGGAGGCUGCCAAGCAGGUGAAGGGGCUGCACCUGUACCCGGACUUCCUGAGUGAAGAUGAGGGACGGGAGCUCGCAGACUUUUUGGACCAGGGCGAGCCGGAGUGGAGCCACGAACAGUUCGGAGUUCCAACCCUCUACCGGGUGAAGCACUUCGGUGUCCUUGGCUCGCUGAGACCACGCAUGGUGCGCCUUCCCGAUCCAAAGCUUGGCGAAGUGGAUCUGCCAUGCGACGGUAUCCUCGGGCUUGUGUCGCAGAGGCUUUCACAACAAGGUUUGCCAUGGAGCGGCUGCCUCAAGGGAUUCGUGCCGAAUGAGGCAAACGUCAACGACUACAGCCGUGAUGGCUCCAGGCUGCUUCUCCACUGGGACGAUCGCGGCCUUUAUGAAGAAUGUGUCUGCUCAGUCACCGUCAUGGGGGACUGCGUGAUGACUUUCCAGAUGGGAGGGAGGUCCAACCUGAGCGCACCCUCAUCGAAGACUACAGGUGCCGAUGCGCCUGUGGUACGUGUGGCCAUACCUCCGCGAUCACUGCUCGUGCUGCGCGGUUCUGCACGCUACGAGUGGCAGCAUGGAAUUCCGCAGGCUGAAGAUUUCCUAUCAGACCGGCGCAUGGCCAUCAUCUUCCGGCGAGUGAAAGGUGUGCCUCAGGCUGCCAAAGCUUCCCGAGACUCGGACUCGCUGGCUGAGAAGCCGGCGGAGGCAGGCAGCCGACGGAGACCCGAUGCACCGGCGCCCUGCCGCGCCAUGGUCAUCAGCACGAACUGGCCGGAUCCGGACGUGUCUGCUGCAGGGCGAGUGACGGCUGGCCGGCUUCGCCUACUACGCAGCUUCUGCAGCCUCGAAUCUGGCAGUCCGGUCUCUUUUGCAUCGCCGGCGCGUCCGGGCAAUUCUCAGGGAAAGCUGUCUGCCGCGAACGAGGUGAAGUGUUUCCGCAUCAAGAGCAACGAUGAGGCCUCCGUAGUGGCGGCACUUGAGUCUUCUGGAGAUCCGGAGCUCGUUGUCUUCGAUGGCUUCAAUGCUGAAGAGAGGUUUGGGCACUACGUUCGGGAAAGGCAACCUGAAGCCAUGCGCGUCCUGGACAUGCAGGACUUCCAUGCUCUUCGACUCGGUCGGGAACGGCUCAUUGCGGGAGGUGCAGAUGCCGGCGCGAUUGCCUCCUACCGUCCGAAGGCCUCCGACGAGGACUUGCAGCGUGAGCUGGCUUCUAUCCAUCGAUGUGAUGCCACGCUGGCCAUCUCGGAAGAUGAGCGGGCUCUGCUAGUGGAGACCUAUGGAGUGCCAAGCUGGAAGGUCGCUGCGGCACCUUUCGGCUUUCCCCGGCCUUCUCGGGUGCUGCCCAGCUAUCAACGUCGGCAGGGCGCCAUGUUCAUCGGGAACUGGCGCCACAGGCCGAAUCGGGACUGCGCGAAGUGGCUCAUCCAAGAGGUUUGGCCGUUGGUGCGCCAACGGUUGCCCGAUCUGGAGCUGAGCGUCUAUGGCGCCAAUCAGACUCCAGAAGAUGCUGCCCUGACUCAAGAGAGCCUCGGUGCUUACGUACGUGGCUACUGCCGCUCUGUGAAGAAAGCCAUGCAGCAGCAUCACCUGCUGGUAGCGCCGUUGCGUUACGGCGCCGGUGUGAAGGGGAAGGUCCUGGAGGCAAUGCAGCAUGGCCUGGUGGUGGUCACCACCCCUGUAGGCGUGGAAGGCAUCGCUGCGCCCGAUGAUUUCCCGGGCUAUGUGGUGGAAACUGGAGGGGAGGACGCGGAGGCAUUCGCCGAGGGCAUCGUGGAAGCCUUGAGGGACCCGGCCCAGUGGGAGGUGCAGCAGCAACGUGCGGCAGCGCUUCUUGCGGAGCGGUUUGAUGAGAACCGCCUGGAGGAGAAGUUGAGGGACUUUCUCAGCGAGCGGUGGCAGCAACUCGAAACCGACCGCCAGCGUGAUUACGUCGGGCAAAUGCUUUGGCACAGCUCGCUACGCUCCACCGAGCUGAUGGCAAAGUAUAUUGCCGCCAAAGAGCAGGCGAGAAGCUUGCAGCAAUCCUUGGACCAAGCAGGCAGAUGGUCCCGGCGCGAGAGUCAUGCCUUGUGA